CAACACCAUCGUGUAGGAUACCCUCCUCCGCCUGGUGCACCGCCAGGCCAAGGAGUUCCUGGUUUCCCUACUCCUCCUCCAGGAUUUGGUGGUGGGUUUGGGGGUGGCGGUUUCAACCCUCCACCAGGCCCUCCUCCCAACCAGUAUGGUGCGCCGCCAGGUCCGCCUCCCAACCAAUAUGGCGCCCCGCCUGGUCCACCUCCCGGUCAGCGCGGGUACGCUCCGUCCUAUGCACCGCCUCCGAGUGGUACACCAAGUGGGUUUCCUGGCAGUGGUUAUGGUAGUCCUGGUCCAGGUGGUCCGGGCGGAGGAUACGGAGGGUAUGGACCUGGACCGGGAUCCUUCGGACCUCCACCAGGCCCUCCAAUGCGUCCUUCACCGGGAGCGCCACCAGGAGCGCCACCACCUAACUAUAAUUCAUAUCCAAGCUCUAGCGGUCCGCCACAUGCUCCACAUGCUCCUCCGGUUGGGGUCCAGAACUACGGUCCACCCUCGGACAAUCGCGCCGCGCAACCGUAUUUUGAGUAUUCCCAGUGUACGGGAAGGAAGAAAGCUCUUUGCAUCGGUAUUAACUAUUUCGGCCAAAGUGGAGAGCUAAGAGGGUGCAUCAACGAUGCGCACAACGUCCGGCGUUUCUUGUUGGGUCAUGGGUACAAAGAAGAUGAUGUCGUCAUGCUCACGGACGAUGCACGGAACCCGCGUCAAGUUCCUACAAAGCAGAACAUCAUCGAUGCGAUGCAGUGGCUCGUCCGUGACGCGAACCCGAAUGAUUCACUUUUCUUCCAUUAUUCUGGACAUGGCGGUCAGACGAAAGAUUUAGAUGGUGAUGAGGCGGAUGGUUAUGACGAAGUUAUUUACCCUGUUGAUUAUGAGGUUAAUGGCCAUAUUGUUGAUGAUGAAUUGCAUUAUAUUAUGGUGCGACCACUUCCGGCGGGUUGCCGUUUAACUUCGAUUUUCGACUCUUGCCAUUCGGGUUCGGUAUUAGAUCUGCCAUACAUCUACUCUACCGAAGGCAAGAUUAAAGAACCAAACGUCGCUGCCGAAAUGGGCCAAGGUCUCAUGGGCGUAGCGAAAUCGUACGCUCAAAACGACAUUGGUGGCAUGAUGAAAGGUGCCAUGGGCUUGUUCAAGUCCGCAACGGGUGGUACACAGAAGGCAGAGGAAUAUUCGCGGAGGACUAGGACGAGUCCUGCUGAUGUCAUUUCUUGGAGUGGUUGUAAGGACUCGCAGACUAGUGCGGAUACUGUUGAAGCUGGACAAGCGACGGGUGCGAUGAGCUACGCGUUUAUCUCUUGCCUUGAUCAACAGCCUCAGCAGACAUAUCAGGAACUGCUGAACAACGUCCGGAAUAUUUUAAGGAGCAAAUACAGUCAGAAACCUCAGCUGUCGAGCUCUCAUCCUAUGGAUACGAGUAUCUACUUCAUCUUUUGAUGGCGUUGAUACUGUAUGCUAUGUUUGUAUAUUCUAUAAAAAUCAGAAUGAUCUACUUUCAUGUACUGGACUUUGUACAUUGUAAAGCCUCUUCGGUCAAAUGAAUUUCAAUGUGUUCUUUUGAAUGCGCAAAUAUUUGCCCAUUUC
Messenger RNA from Fomitiporia mediterranea MF3/22, 1578 nucleotides. RefSeq names its product metacaspase. Gene Ontology annotation, molecular function: cysteine-type endopeptidase activity. Bases 367 to 1431 code for a protein of 354 amino acids. Gene Ontology annotation, biological process: proteolysis. NCBI's taxonomy places the organism in Eukaryota, Fungi, Basidiomycota, Agaricomycetes, Hymenochaetales, Hymenochaetaceae. The transcript has 21 exons. The record is from RefSeq and is a predicted model, not a curated record.